AGAGAGCUGUGGCUGACAACGUUCAGAUCCAGGCAUUUCCUAGACUCCUUCCACACCUGUAUUGUGAGAGCCAGGCGCCAUGGGGAGGCAGAAGGAAAUGCUGACAGCCAUCGGACGGAGGCUGCACAUCAGGAAUAAGCUUCUCCGGCAGGCCCUGGCGGAAUGCCUGGGCACCCUCAUCUUGGUGAUGUUCGGCUGUGGUUCAGUGGGUCAGCUGGUGCUCAGCAGUGGGACUCACGCCCGCUUCCUGACGGUCAACCUGGCGUUUGGGUUCGCUGUGACGCUUGGAAUUCUGAUUGCUGGACAAAUCUCAGGUGGUCACUUGAAUCCUGCAGUCACCUUUGCGAUGUGCUUCAUGGCCCGGGAACCUUGGAUCAAGCUUCCGAUUUACGCCCUCGCCCAGACCAUCGGUGCUUUUCUCGGAGCGGGCAUCGUUUUUGGCUUGUACUUUGAUGCCAUCUGGGCCUUCGGUGGAAACCAACUCUUUGUAGUGGGUUCCAAUGGGACGGCUGGCAUCUUUGCCACCUAUCCAUCAGAACACUUGAAUUCCGUCAAUGGAUUUUUUGACCAGUUCAUUGGCACUGCAGCACUGAUAGUGUGUGUGCUGGCCAUUGUGGAUCCUCACAACAACCCUGUGCCGAGAGGCUUGGAGGCCUUCACAGUUGGCUUCGUCAUCUUGGUUAUUGGGACGUCCAUGGGCUUCAAUUCUGGUUACGCCGUCAACCCAGCUCGAGAUUUUGGGCCCCGCCUCUUCACCGCCAUUGCUGGCUGGGGCACCGAAGUUUUCACCACUUCUGGACACUGGUGGUGGAUUCCUAUCGUUGCCCCCUUCCUUGGUGCCAUCGCGGGCGUUAUGGUCUACCAGCUGAUGAUAGGUUGCCACAAUGAACCACCUCCCGAAGCCAACGACGAGGAGAGCGUCAAGCUGUCCAAUGUGAAGCAGAGGGACAAUGUCUGAAGCUGCUGAGCAACGCACUUGGUCCCUGGA
Molecule: messenger RNA, 988 nt
Organism: Protobothrops mucrosquamatus (brown spotted pit viper)
Lineage: Eukaryota; Metazoa; Chordata; Lepidosauria; Squamata; Viperidae
Product: aquaporin-3-like
Exons: 6
Coding region: 80-958 (292 amino acids)
Biological process (GO): water transport; glycerol transmembrane transport
Cellular component (GO): plasma membrane; basolateral plasma membrane
Molecular function (GO): water channel activity; urea transmembrane transporter activity; glycerol channel activity
Source: RefSeq, a predicted model, not a curated record